AUGUCCAAGUCCAUCGUCAACACUACCCCCUACCCCUUCAAGUUCGAGCCAGCAUUGGUUCAGAAGCAGGGCAAGCCAGGCCAGAAUGAGGACCUGACUACCACCAUCACCAAUGUCCGCGGCAAAAUCCCCUCGAUCCAGGCGGCCCGUCUCCGGACUAUGAUGCUGGAGGCACAUCAAGAUCCUACCAAAAUUCUCGCCCACUGCUGCAGCUAUGACGGAUUGUCAUCUCGCUUGGUCGAGGAAGCUGGGUUCCCAAUGGUUUUCCUCGCUGGCUAUUCUGUAGCUAGCGCGUACGGCCUGCCUGACACCGGAUACAUCGCAAUGGCGGAGGUGUGCGACAAGAUUCAGGAAUCGGUCCGACAGGUAUCGAUCCCUGUCAUGGCCGAUGGAGAUACUGGCUACGGCAGUCCUCUGAAUGUCAGAAGGACAGUAGAGAGCUUCGCGCACGCCGGUGCGGCUGGCAUCAUGAUUGAAGACCAGACUUGGCCUAAGCGAUGCGGCCACACUAAGGGGAAAGCUGUGGUGUCUCGGGGGGAGGCAUACGCCCGCAUCCAAGCGGCAUGUGAUGCCCGCGAUCAAGGAAAGGAUAUUUUUGUCCUUGCUCGAACCGACGCCCUUAUCCACGGAUGGGAAGAGGCUCUGACUCGUGCCAAGGAGUUUAAGAGGAUUGGUGUUGAUGCCGUCUUCGUCGAGGCGCUCCCUGACAGAGAGGCUAUGCGGAAGUGCGUGGAAGAAGUGGGCAUUCCUACUUUUGCCAAUAUCAUCGAGGGUGGCAAGACAGAAAACCUGUCAGCCAAGGAUCUCGCUGAGCUGGGCUUUUGUGCGGUCGCAUAUCCCUGGACCCUUGUUGCAGCCAAGUUGAAGAGCAUCCGAGAAACACUAGAGGCUCUCAAACAGAGCAUGACUGUUGGGGCACCGCCUAUGAUUCUCUCGUACAGUGAGGUGUGCGAGGGCGUCGGCUUCAACAAGUAUUGGGAAUUGGAGGAGGGAUACAAGUUCGACGAUGGCAGUCGGACCAAUGGCCAUUCCUAG
Messenger RNA from Ilyonectria robusta, 1035 nucleotides. Its product is annotated as Pyruvate/Phosphoenolpyruvate kinase-like domain-containing protein. Gene Ontology annotation, molecular function: catalytic activity. NCBI's taxonomy places the organism in Eukaryota, Fungi, Ascomycota, Sordariomycetes, Hypocreales, Nectriaceae. Bases 1 to 1035 code for a protein of 344 amino acids. The transcript is spliced from 3 exons. The record is from RefSeq and is a predicted model, not a curated record.